AUGUUGUUAUUCUAUUUUUUCCUUGUCUAUCUCUGUCAAUCAUUAUUCGCUGUUGAAUUAUCUAUCUACAAAAGUUUUACUGAAGUUCGUCAAGUUUGCAAUGGAGUCGGUACCUACGCAAAUCAAUUUACAAAUGCUGAUUAUGGAAAUGUAAUUGAUGGAUCGAUCAGUUGGGAAGGUACACCAUUAGCUCGACAAGAAGUCUACAAUACAAUUCAAUCACUUCAAGAUGCUCGAGUAACAGUACGACGAUCCACAGUGUGCGCAUGUGAUGCAAUUGAAGCAAAAAUUGUCGACCCUAAUUCAAUGUUGCUCCAAAAUUUAAAGACAGGAGCAUAUUUCUAUGCUGAUAAAAGCUCAAUCGAAUAUACAUCAGUACGACCAAACGAGGGUUCAACAACAUUGUCGCUUGAAUUUCAAACUGACAAAACAGAAUAUAAAGGAACAUUGUCCUAUUUAAUGAGAGGAAUCACAUGGACACCAAGUUAUGAUUUGUUGUUGACAGGCAACAAUGAUUACAAACUUCGUGCCUAUGCAAAUAUCAAGAAUAGCCAACAACGAGAAUAUACAGUUGAGAUGACUAAUCUCUUAGGUGGUGAUGUGCAAUUAGCUACCGAAUCUCCGAAUCCUAUUCCUCAUGGAUUUGAGGCUGAUAAGUUCUCUAUGAGCUUGAGACCAAUUCUAGCUAGUGGUGAACAAAAAGGUCUGUAUUCGUAUGUAUUGAACGACAAGUAUACACUUCGUCCAUCAAGUUCUAUUCGUUUACCAUUUAUUGAUAUUGCUGCCAAAUAUCAAUUCUAUUACAAAACAUUGACAAACAUCAACACAGGAAUGUAUCAAGGUACCUUUGCAAGAACUUACGAUUUAACACCUGAUCAUUUUAUGCCCGCUGGUAUUAUCACUAUUCGUGACAAUCAAGUACUUGUUGGUCAAGCUAGUUUGCCAGAUGUUCCAGAAAAUUACACACAAACCUUUACCGUUGGUCAAGACAAUGAUGUUCGCUAUAUGGUAAAGGGCAACUUGACAUCAAAGACUGAUGACAAGGCACCAGUAUCAUUAGAAACUUAUGAAAUCGAUAUUCAGGUUAGAAACUUUAAGAACAAAGCUGUCAACGCUCAACUUGUUCUCCAAGGAGGUGUUCAAAUAAUGCUUCUUGAUACAACAUGUAAGACUGUUAAUGUCCAAGGAAACCAACUCAACUUGCCAGUUGAACUCGAACAAGGCGAGAAUCGUCAAUGCAAGUUUCAUGUUACAGUGAGGUUGAAUUAA
This is a messenger RNA of Rotaria sp. Silwood2, 1269 nucleotides long. NCBI's taxonomy places the organism in Eukaryota, Metazoa, Rotifera, Eurotatoria, Philodinida, Philodinidae. The record is from the annotation of a GenBank genome assembly.